This is a messenger RNA of Peromyscus maniculatus bairdii (prairie deer mouse), 2474 nucleotides long. The record is from RefSeq and is a predicted model, not a curated record. NCBI's taxonomy places the organism in Eukaryota, Metazoa, Chordata, Mammalia, Rodentia, Cricetidae.
GGGGAGGGGCUGGCAGAGCUGGCUCUGAGCUGGCGCUGUGCCCUACCUGUAGCCUCACCAUGCAGCCCACGGCCACCAUGGCCACCGAGGCCACCACCACCACCACGGCUGCCCUGAUGACUUCGUGGGACAAUACCACCAGCCGCCCCACGGCGGAGCCCGACCCCAUCCUGGACAACUACGUGCUGCUGGUGGUGGUGAUGUCGCUGUUCAUCGGGGGCACGCUGGUGGUGCUGUCCGGCGUUCUCCUGCUCUGCAAACGCUGCUGGGAGGUGCACCAGCGCUUCAACAGGGCCAUGGAAGAAGCAGAGAAGACCACCACGACCUACCUGGACAACGGCACCCACCCGAUACAAGACCCCGACUGCAGGGCGGAAGACCCCGAGAGCCAGGACACGGAGACAGAGCGCUUCCUCGCCACCAGCUCCACCGGCCGCCGCGUGUCCUUCAACGAGGCCGCCCUGUUUGAACAGAGCCGCAAGGCUCAGGACAAGGGCCGCCGGUACACCCUGACAGAGGGGGACUUCCACCACCUCAAGAAUGCUCGUCUCACGCACCUCCACCUGCCGCCUCUCAAGAUCGCUACCAUCCAUGAGUGUGAACCGGGUGAGGCCAGCUCAGUGGCCACACCCCACCCAGCCGCCACCCCCAAAGACAGCUUGGCUAUUUUCCAGCCCCCUGGGAAGGCCCUCACUGGCCGCUCAGUGGGUCCCAGCUCCGCCCUGCCAGGUGAUCCCUACAACUCUGUGGACUUCUCGGAGAUCAGCCCCCCCGCCUCCAGUGACUCUGGGGAGGGCAUCUCGUUAGAUGCAGGGCCCCGGGGAGCCAAGGCUGCUGGGCCUGGGCCUGAGGCAGCCCCCGGGGAGAUGGGCACAGGCUCCUCGGGACCGGGCACUGUACUGCAGUUCUUCACACGGCUACGCCGCCAUGCCAGCCUGGAUGGGGCCAGCCCCUACUUCAAGGUCAAGAAAUGGAAGCUGGAGCCAAGCCAGAGAGCGUCCAGUCUGGACACAAGAGGUUCCCCGAAGCGGCACCAUUUCCAGCGACAGCGGGCGGCCAGCGAGAGCAUGGAGCAGGAGGGGGACGCCCCUCAUGCCGACUUCAUUCAGUACAUUGCCAGCGCAGGCGACUCGGUGGCCUUCCCACCCCCCCGCCCCUUUCUGGCCAGCCCCACCAGCCCGCCCCCUACUCUCGGCAGGCUAGAGGCGGCCGAGGCGGCGGGAGGAGCGAGCCCCGAGACUCCUCCGGAGCACGGCAUCAGUUUGGGGCCCGAGCAUGCGCAGCAGCAGGACCCGCAGCAAGAGCAGGACGCCGAGCAUGCACAGUGCAGCUACCGUGACCUGUGGAGCCUUCGCGCUUCGCUCGAGCUCCACGCGGCCACUGCAUCGGACCACAGCAGCAGCGGCAAUGACCGCGACUCAGUGCGCAGCGGGGACAGCUCGGGCUCGGGCUCCGGGGGUGGCGGCGCGGCACCCGCCUUCCCACCCCCGCCCGAGUCCCCGCCCGCCCUGAGGCCUAAGGACGGCGAGGCCCGCCGCCUGCUGCAGAUGGACAGUGGGUACGCGAGCAUCGAGGGGCGCGGCGCGGGCGACGAGGCCCCCGAACUCCCGGCUUGCCUGGGCCCCGGGCUGUGUGUGGAGCCCGCCGGGGCGCUGCUGGACAAGCUGGCGGCCAGCCUCGACGACAGACUCUUCGCUCCGCACCUCGCCGAGCCCGUUGCCUCCUCCCCGGUGCUGAUCGUCGCUGCUGCUGCCCCCACGUCCCCUGACCACAGCCCGGCCUAAGCUCCGUACUCGAUCCGCCUCUCGGCAGCUUCUCCGGGCACGCGGGGCCGCUGCGGGGAGGGCGCCAGCGGGGGAACCCGGGGCUGCCGUGCACGCGCACGCGGCCCGCCCCCAACUGCGCACUGCGGUGCCCCAUCGGGCACUUAGUGGGCGCAGCGGCCUCCGCAGGGGCGAGGCCCCAGGACCCUGGCGCGGCUGCACGGAGGACCAAGAGCUCGGACUCUGCGGUCCCUGUUCGGCCGACCACAGCAACCCGGAGGCCGGGUUGCUCCGAAGCGCAUGCUCCCUCCGUUGGUCAGCACGUGCUGGCGGUGCCAUUGCCGGCCGUACGCAUGCGUGAACCUCCUGGAGGCGAAGGGACCACGGGGCACUAAGGAUCAGAGGAGCUGGCCGCCCCACCCCGAAUCCGUUUACCUCACUACGGCGUGUGCUCUCGCGGCACCCAUCCCCUCUCCGAGCAAUAACCGCUGCUCCCGCUCAGCAUGCGCACAGCCCCGCCUGUCCCACUCAAGAGCCGCGGGCUUUGGACAUACGGACACAACAGCCCAGGCGGCAGCUUCAAGUUUCCCAAGCUUUAUUUAUUGCCAAAAUAUAGGGCGGCCUCGCCGUGAGUGCCCGCCCACUCCCUGCCCUGCGCCCGCCCUCCACGGGUCGUCGUGUUGUCUGGUUGAUCAUAAAUGUCUCUGCAUA